GAAGUUGAACAAAAAAAUAAAUUUUCCUUUCACGUGUGGAGUUGAAGGGGUGGUGAACAGCCAAGCUUUGGACGGAUAAACAAAUUAGGAAAGAAUUGGCAGUGUCUCAGAAGUUAUUGUUUUCUUAUCAACGCUUUCAUCUGUUGGUUAGCAAUUCACAGAGACAGAGACAGAAGAGAUGGCCAGAAAUGUACUGGUUUCGGAGGAGAAAUCAGUGGCCAAGAGCGUCAAAGAAAUGUCCAUGGAUGGUGAUGAACCACCUUCAAAAUAUGUAGUCAACUUAAAUAGCUUUGGAUCCAACGAUUCUUCUACAGUCAUACCAAUACCCAUCAUUGAUGUAAGUCUCCUCUCAUCACAAGGGGAGCUAGAGAAGCUAAGAUCUUCUCUUAGUUCAGUUGGAUGCUUCCAGGCAAUUGGUCAUGGAAUGUCAAGUGCAUAUCUGGACAAAAUACGUGAAAUUGCAAAACAAUUUUUUGCACUUCCAGAAGACGAAAAGCAGAAGUAUGCCCGAGCUGUUAAUGAAUCUGAAGGGUAUGGGAAUGAUAGAAUAGUUUCAGACAAGCAGGUUCUUGACUGGUCCUAUCGCCUAACUCUUGGAGUGUUUCCCGAAGCAAAACGAAGGCUUUCUCUUUGGCCAAAAGAUCCUUCUGAUUUUAGUAAAAUGUUAGAGGAGUUUUCUACGAAAGUGAAAUCAAUGAUGGAUGAUCUCUUGAGAUGCAUGGCAAGGUCACUGGAUUUGGAAGAGGGUAGCUUCUUGGACCAGUUUGGGGAACAACCAAUAAUGUUCACAAGGGUCAACUUUUAUCCACGUUGUUCCAGGCCUGAUUUGGUUCUUGGAGUCAAACCUCAUACAGAUAGAUCAGGAAUCACAGUCCUAUUGCAAGACAAAGAGGUGGAAGGUCUUCAAGUUUUGAUAGAUGACAAAUGGACCAAUGUCCCCUCAUUACCUGAUGCGCUUGUUGUCAAUCUUGGCGAUCAAAUGCAGAUCAUGAGUAAUGGGAUAUUCAAGAGCAUAAUGCACAGGGUUGUGACAAACACAGAAAAGUUGAGGAUGUCUGUUGCAAUGUUUAAUGAGCCACAGCCAGAGAACGAGAUUGGACCUGUGGAAAGUCUGAUAGAUGAGACACGGCCGAGGUUAUACAGAAACGUUAAGAAUUAUGGUGACAUCAACUACAGGUGCUAUCAAGAGGGAAAGAUAGCAUUAGAGACGGUCAAAGUUACAGAUCAUUCUGAUCAGAAGUGAAAGUUUGAUGUUUGCAUUCCCAAUGACAAAAGUAGAAUUAACACAUUAAUGUUGCUGCUAAUAAGUCAACGUAUUAAAAGAGGUGGAAAGCAUGUUAGGCUUAGUUGCUGUGAAACCUAGUCAUAUAUUUCAAUGUAAAGUAAAAGAUUCGAAUUCUCAGCUGCAACCUACCAUUUAAAUUUGCUUAAUUGAAAUUAUUUUUAU
Abrus precatorius (Indian licorice) is the source of this 1447-nucleotide messenger RNA. Its product is annotated as probable 2-oxoglutarate-dependent dioxygenase ANS. The record is from RefSeq and is a predicted model, not a curated record. The transcript has 4 exons. Bases 179 to 1243 code for a protein of 354 amino acids. Lineage: Eukaryota; Viridiplantae; Streptophyta; Magnoliopsida; Fabales; Fabaceae.